AUGCCCUCGAAUCGACCCUUUCUUGCCAGUCUGUUUGUGGCAUUCCGGGCUCACUCAGCCUUACAGAAACCGUCAGCGCCUGUCUCUACGGCAUCUGCUUCGGCUGCUACCAGCAAUAGCACGAUAGUAUCCCCGACAAGAUCAGCCCUUCCAUGUUCGACAGCCGCCCAGCACGGGGCCACAACAACACCGCAGCAGAGCCCUCCGCAGUCCAUCUCCAACACUCGACAGCAUUCGCCGACGCGACGGCGUAGGAGCUCGUCCAGCUCGACCGAUGGCGCCAUGAAUGGUGGGACGGGGGAGAAGUGGUGGAUUGGUGGUAGGGCGGGGGAUGGACAAGCACGGUUCUACCAGCUGCAGCCCGUGUAG
Messenger RNA from Orbilia oligospora ATCC 24927, 369 nucleotides. RefSeq lists its product as uncharacterized. The transcript has a single exon. The coding region runs from base 1 to 369 and encodes 122 amino acids. NCBI's taxonomy places the organism in Eukaryota, Fungi, Ascomycota, Orbiliomycetes, Orbiliales, Orbiliaceae. The record is from RefSeq and is a predicted model, not a curated record.